Brassica napus (rape) is the source of this 3696-nucleotide messenger RNA. RefSeq lists its product as uncharacterized. Gene Ontology annotation, molecular function: protein binding. Bases 2296 to 3564 code for a protein of 422 amino acids. The record is from RefSeq and is a predicted model, not a curated record. Lineage: Eukaryota; Viridiplantae; Streptophyta; Magnoliopsida; Brassicales; Brassicaceae. The transcript has a single exon.
CUAUACUAAAAGCUCUAUAUACUCCACUCUAAAGCUGUCCACGUCAUUUAUUAUAUUCAACCAAUCAGAGAGUAUUGUUUGGUCACGUCACCAUCAAACUUCUCAAAAAGCUUCGAACCUAUUUCCAUUGAUCUUCUCAUCUUUUUUUCUCUUGCAAAAACGUUUCUUGAAAGGACUGUCUUCUUAUCUCUCAAACCUUCCUCUAUCACUCAUAAUUAUAUAUUGAUUCAACUUAUAAAGUCACUAAUAAUAGAUUGAUUUGUCUGUUUGAGUCGAUUUCAUCAUCUCUCCUUCAGUUCUAAAUACAAUUUUUCAGUUUAAAAUUCACAUUGAUUCGGGAACACUCAACCGACGAAUACUAUAGUUCAUCAACCGCAGGCCAUGUUCGAAAACGCGGCAACUCGGCCGAGUACACGGCCUUGCAACGCUCGGCGGUACAGAACCGCCGCGAUUUCAUCAAAAUCGGACAAAAAAUCGGAUUCAUCAAAAAAGUCCAGGCUUUUGAAUUUUAAACGCUUGGAAUUUGAUGUUACGUCGCAAAUCUACAGUUUUUAUGCAAAAAUUGAUAAGAAAACUGCAAGAAAAUGAUGUUUUAUGUUAAAAAAGUUCGAGGCGGCCAUGAAAAUUUCGCAGUAGAAGUGAAAACCCUAAAAGGAAGAAGACGAAUUAAUUACAAAUUUGCCAUUAAUGAAAAAAAAAAAUUCUAAAACAAAAAAGAAGGACCUGCGUUUUGAACCCAUGACAUCCUCCGUCAUAAAACCGUCUUUUGCCACCGGACCACGUUGUCUUUACAAAUAAUCGUAGAAAAUUAUUUAAUAGGUUAUAGUUUUACGUAAAUUAAAAAAAGAAAAAGAUAACAAAUGAAUUGAAAAAAUAAAAAGUGGAACCAUACAUACAAAAUAAAUAUUAUGGCCAAAACACAAAAAAAAAAAAGAUGAACCCAAAUUUUUUUUUUUGAAACUAAGAUGAACCAAAAGUUAAAAACAGAAACAUUUAAAAUUGGUUCAAAUAAAGAAUUUAGGCGACAAUUAAUGACAGCAACAAAAUAAUAAAACUACAAUAAAUAUACUCCAAAAGUUAACACCAACAAUUAACACAAAAAUCAUAUAAUCACAUAUUAAUCAUUGUUGUAUCAAUCAUUCCCAAAAAAUAAUUACAUACUAUAACAACAAAGUAACGUUAAUAUACAAGUGAAACAUUAAACAACGACAUGUAUCCACAAAAAUCUGAAUUAUAAAACACAUAAAACAAUCAGUCGAAAAAGAGAGCUUGACAAAUAUUCUUAUGUGAUACAUGAGAAAUCAAUAUGCUAAGAAACAAUUAACCGGCUGGUUAGAAGCGUUAAUCCAACAAUAUAAAAAAAAAUGAAAUCCUACUAUCAAUUACAUUACAUUAAAAAAAACUAUCAAUUACAACACAUUUAAAAAUGAGAAAUCAAAAAACUACUACACUUUUAUAGUAGGAGCAAAAUUCUACAAACAAUAAGUUGUAUCCGGUGGUUUAGAAGAAUAUGAACUUCAAAAAUAUAAAUAUCAUAUUUAAAUACAAUACAUAACUGUACAUGGACAUUAACUUUAGAAGAAAAUAAAAUGUUACAUUUAUUGAUUUCAAAAAUGUAUUUUCUCAUAUACAUAAAUAUGUUAUAGUAUUCUUGCAACCAGAAACAUAUAUUAUUCAAAUAAAAAUAAUACUCUUUGUUAAAAUAUAUAUUUCCUCUUUAUAAAUAAGUGUAUGUUCUUUAUUCACCAAAAGAAAAAAAUUUAAAACGAAAAGGAUAAACGAAUAUCUGACACAUGAGAGAAAAUGAUUACAAAUAAUAAUACAUUGCAAACCAAUAUUACAACAAAGACACACACAAAAUCUAAUUUAAUUUACCACCUACUACAUAUUUUAAAACCCAUCGAAAAUAGUGAAUAAAAAUUAGUAUUCACCUGCAAAAGAGGGUGUGACUUCUUUUUGUUUCCAUUAGUUAGCGCUAAAUUUAUAUAUAAAUACACUUAAAUCAAACAUUAGUUACAUGAAAAUGGCUAUAUGUUACAUAUCAAAUUUCUUUUUGUAUUCGCUCCUCUAUGACAUAAAAGAUAAGCUGAUUUCAACACCAUCUUCAGUGUGUUCAUAAAAUAUAGACAUAUCAUAAGACCAAAGCUAAGUGGUGCAUAUACCAAAUUUUUUAAAAUUUCUAAAUUUAUAGAAAACAAAAACGUAAAAAAAAUAAUAGAAAACUGCUAAAGAUACUAUCAAACAUUAAAGUUAAAUUUAAUACAAAGUAAAAAUAUUCACAUAUUAAUAAUAAUUAUGAAUAAUAUAUUUAAAAUUUAUAAUCCGCGCGUAGCGCGGACAGAGGAUCUAGUAUAUAUAGAUAGACUUAUUUCUUAUCGCAUAUACACACACCCAACGAAAAAGAAACAAUCAUUUUUCACACUCCAAUCAGAUUAUACAUUCUUCUCGACUUCCAUCACCAUGAAUUCUUUCGAUAUGAACCCAGACAUGAUCAUCGAGAUUCUUUCUCAUUCUCCUGCUUCGUUGGUGGGAAAGUGUAGACUCUUAAACAAAGAAUGUAACAAGAGAACCUACGAUUCUUCCUUUCUCAAACUCAAUCUCCAAAGAACCAAUUCCGUUUCCGGUUACUUCCUCGAAUUCAGCGAGAGACUUAGGGUUCAUUCCGCUAUUGUCAGAGAUUUAGGCAACAUUCCUUGUGGGUCUGAUGAAAUCUCGCUGGAUUUUCUACCACCAGGAAGAGUAAGUAUUAAAGCUUGUGACGCAAGUCAUGGGAUUUUGCUUUGUGUUAAUGAUCUUCCGGUUAAAGGAAGACAACCGGAGUACAUCGUCUGCAAACCAACCACCAAACAGUACAUGAUUCUACCUAAACCAAAAACCCGGUAUUUCACAAUCGCACUCGGUUUAAUGGUUAGUGGGUCUGAUCCUUUCCGGUACAAGAUACUGAGGCUCUCACAGUUACCUGGCAACGAGAAUAGGAGGUACAACUUCAGUUUCACUCUCGUUUGUGAAGUUUUCGAUUCGGAUUCGUUUGCGUGGAAGAGAUUAAACAACGUGGAGCUACCUAAAGAAGACUUACUGGUUCCAAGAACUGCUAAUCCGGUUGCUUCUUACGGGUUCUUGCAUUGGUUAACGACAAGCAACAAUGUAUUCCGGUUUUGUUUCAAAACCAAUUCUUGGUCAUUUUUCCCGGUUCCUGAGAAUCUAGCGAGCGAUGAUUCUCUAAAGUUGACAAGAUACGAUGGAAAAGUUGGAGUUAUUAGUUCGAGGUCGAAGGAAGGAGUGGAUUAUCAGGACUUAUGGGUUUUGGAGAGGAGUUUGGGCAAUUCUUGGGUACAUGUGAAAGAGAUUAAAAGAAUAGGGCUCGAACCUGUGGGGUUCUCAAGCAACGACGUCGUAACACUGGCUGACUUGGAUGGAAUGUGUUCAUACAAUAUGAAUAACGGGAAAUCUCAGAAACUACAAAUAAGAGCUCCAAAGUUUUUCCCUUCUUAUUAUUGGACCAUGAGUUAUUUUCCUUUCUAUUCUGACUACGAGAGAAGUGAGCUCGGGAGAUCUAAUGGCUGAACAUUAUCAACAAGACACAAGACAUAGACAGGGUUUAAGACUUAUGUGUGAAUAUGGGGUUAUUGGUAGAUAAUUUUCAAUAAUUUGUCAAUAAGGAGUCGGUAGAAUUUAUUGUUCGAGUGCAUUACCGAA